This is a messenger RNA of Knipowitschia caucasica, 915 nucleotides long. Lineage: Eukaryota; Metazoa; Chordata; Actinopteri; Gobiiformes; Gobiidae. The record is from the annotation of a GenBank genome assembly.
AUGCAGACACAGGUGCAGAGGAUGGAGUCUCACUCACGGCAACUGGAGCUGAAGAUCAGGAACCACAACGAGCAGAUCGGCAGGUUAGAGGAGCGGGAGCUAGAGCUGAAGAAGGAAUACAACGCCCUCCAUCAGAGACACACAGAGAUGAUCCACAACUACAUGGAGCACGUGGAGAGGAUCAAACUGCAGCAGGUCAGCGACGCCUCAGAGUCCAGCGCCGUGUCACGAGUCCGGAGGGAGCGGCCUCAGUCCUGCAUCUUCCCCUCGUCCGCAGCCACGUCGCUGAUCCUCCCGGAGGCCAAGGCCAGAGCGGAGACUCCGGCUACAGAGGGCUGGAGGUUCACCGACCCGGCCCACGACCACUCCAAUGCCAGCCUCAAGCUGGACUUCACGGAGCUCCCCAAGGACAGGGAGGGUAAGGCGGCCCAGGACCCAGCCGCCUCUUGGGGCUCUUCUCUGGCCGACGACUGCAAGGAGGAGCUGUCCAACGUCUCCGGGUCUCAGUCCACAUCAACCCCGAGCAAAGACCCUGGGACCGGCUCCAGAGCAGUGGGAGCCACUGACAGAGACCAGAGCUCAGACGUGCAGGACAUCAUCGAGUCCACCCCCGAGCUGGACAUGGACCUGAUCGGUACCAGACCCUGCAGCACCCCCACAGAAGGCAUUGAGAACAAGGCCUUCGACCGCAACACGGAGUCGCUGUUCGAGGAGCUGUCGUCCGCCGGCACCGGGCUCAUCGGGGACGUGGACGAUGGUGCAGACCUGCUGGGUAAGGCUCACACACACCAGGAAGACUAUGUGGAACUGCCGAUCAUGAUCACCAGGUUUUACAGAUGGUUAUUAGGGAUGCACCGAUACAACACUGGUGUCAGGGUCGGAACUAGAUCAUUAACGGGACGGAAGCGGCAGUAA